AACGAAUGAAUAAAACAUGCGUCCUUGGCAUUGUUGGGAGGGUUCGUGUGUGUGUGCGGGCCGCCCAUCCGUUGGUUGGUUCGUUCGUUCCUUGUUCAGUUUCACUCGUUUCGGGGUGACGUUAUCGUCUCGGCGAGUUCGCGUGAACUUGCGCUUUUUUCACGGCCAUCGUCUUUAUCUCAUCCGCAUAUCCGGCGGAAUGCACCAGUCUACGUGUAAACGAGUUUUGUUGACUGAGUGAUAAAAACCAAGAAAGAUUUUCUCUCUUUUUCUUCAGCUGAAAAAUACCCCCUCACCCCACGGUGCAAAGUUUCUUUUCGACUUUGGUCAAACAGUCUUUUGCCAACUUAUCUCACCACAAAGCUUCACCUGGGUUUUGCUGCUGCACCUUGCUUUGUACCGUAUCUUAUUGUGAUAUAAACAAUCAUUUUUGGCGCUAUCUUUUUACGCCUGCCCACCAUUUUCCGCUCGAUUUGCCAUCGAUAGAAGGUGACCAACAAUUACUUGGGAAUUUGUGACAUACAAUGCCGUGUUACAUACAUUAGUCGUACACACACAAGAAGGAGCGUGUGAAACUUUUUGGCGCUCAUCAUUCAGUCGAUUACAUCGAAUGCAUACAACUUCAAUCCACAGGAUAGAAUAGGUCACACAAGUUUUUCGACCACCGUCUUUUGUGUGCGCAAAACACCUCCAUUUUUCUCUUUGUGUGCCACCAUCUCGGGUCCUACAUGUUAGUAGAGGGGUAGAGAGCUGUAAAGAAGAAGAAGAAAAAAAGAGUGGGAGGAUCGAAAAGUCAAGUGUUUCUCAGGCAUUUCUUAUUUCUUUGACAAGCAGCGCCUUUCUCUCUCUCUCUACCCCCCGAGCUACAGGUCUGUAGGGUCUCUCUCCUAGGAGCCGCCAGAUUCUGUUCUCCCUCAGUGUCAGUAGGUUCUCUAACUCGGUGGUUGGUGGUUCACUCCGUUCCGACCUCGUGACACUCGUACUACUAUUUAGGACACACUGUUGUUUGUUAUUGUGAGAGAUUUUGCGUGUCGAAACUUCCUCUCUACUACCACUGGUAUUCACUUCCCUUGACGAUUGGCAAACAGAUUUUCCAGCAGCUCCAGCCCGCACGGACAACCUUCAUUCCCGUCUGCUUCUCUCUUUUUGUGUGUGUUGUUUUCUUCCCAACCUGACGUCAUUCCCACGACCCUGGACUGGAAAACAUUUUGUACGUGUGUGUGUAUGCAUGUAGCAACCCGCUGGAAGAAGUAACCGCCGUUAAUAGCGAAGCAGGUUCUCUUGUUGUUGCUCCAUUGACGCGAAGACCUACCGAGUCGCGGCGCCAAACGAAAUUGAAACAACAAUAACAACCAGUCAGCUAGCCAGUCUAUCCGCCUUGAUUCUCUCACCGUCUCAAGUCGCACAUAAUGCUGCAUGUCGGAGCUCGUUAAGAUCGAAACGAGCUGAACUACAAAUCCGCAUAGACCCCAAGGCGCCUUCCUUCAUUGUUAAUUCGCUCCUUGCGUCUGCUCUGCUGUGUGAGAAAAAACUACAUUCGCAGUCAUGGAGGAUCUCUUGUGUUGCGAAGCUCAAGUCGAUUACGAAUGCCGGGCCUACGCCGAUCCUGUUUUGCUUAAGGAUGAACGAGUCCUGCAGAAUUUACUCUCGUCGGAGGAACGCCACGUCCUUUCUUCAUCCUAUUUCGAUUGCCUCCAGUCGGAGCUGAAACCCCACAUGAGGAAAAUUGUCACCGAAUGGAUGCUGGAGGUUUGCGAAGAGCAGCAAUGCCAACCUGACGUCUACUGGUUGGCCGUCAACUACAUGGAUCGCUUCUUAAGUGUCAGCCCCAUCACCAAGAGCCGUCUGCAGUUGCUGGGCGCAGUCUGCCUCUUCUUGGCCUCCAAACUCAAAGAAACGACUCCGCUCACAGCUGAAAAGUUGGUCCUCUACACGGAUCGCUCCAUCAACUACGACGAACUCUGGCAAUGGGAAUUGUUGGUGUUGAGCCGUCUCAAGUGGGACAUUUGCUCCAUCACACCACACGACUUUGUCGACCACCUCAUGACUCGAUUGGAUGUCAGCAAUCCUUGGGGGCCGGUUAGACGGACUGCACACGGCUACAUUGCUCUGUGCGCCCUAGAGUACAAGUUCGCCAUGUGUUCGCCCAGCAUGAUCGCCUCUGCUUGCGUCGUGGCUGCUCUACGAAACGAACUCGAUCCGACCAUGUCUGCCGCUGAUUUGACCGUCAGCGACAUCCUCUCCCAGCUGCAAACCAUCACCAACAUUGAAACCGAAAUCUUGCGAGGUUGUUUCGAACAAGUGGACGAAUUUCUGCGAUCCUUGGCUCCUUCAUCAACGCUGAUGACUUCGUGUGAGGUCCAAUCGAACGCUUCAUUGGGUAGCGUGUCUUGUUCGACCGAGGCCAACAUUCCUUCCAACUCGGCUGCCGCCAUCACUUCAAAAAACGAGCAUGAGAAAGCCGGAACGCCCACCGACGUCCGGGAUAUUCAUUUUUGAAAAA
This is a messenger RNA of Daphnia pulex (common water flea), 2503 nucleotides long. RefSeq names its product G1/S-specific cyclin-D2-like. Gene Ontology annotation, biological process: positive regulation of G1/S transition of mitotic cell cycle; regulation of cyclin-dependent protein serine/threonine kinase activity; mitotic cell cycle phase transition. Gene Ontology annotation, molecular function: cyclin-dependent protein serine/threonine kinase regulator activity. The record is from RefSeq and is a predicted model, not a curated record. Lineage: Eukaryota; Metazoa; Arthropoda; Branchiopoda; Diplostraca; Daphniidae. The transcript has 5 exons. Gene Ontology annotation, cellular component: nucleus; cyclin-dependent protein kinase holoenzyme complex; cytoplasm. The coding region runs from base 1546 to 2499 and encodes 317 amino acids.